AUGCCAGCGUACAAUAUUGUCGUCUUUGCUGGCGACUAUGCAGGUCCCGAGGUGACCAAAGAGGCUGUAAAGGUCCUCAAGGUGGUAGAGAAGUGCUCCAAGGAUGUCCAGUUCAAUUUCCAAGACCAUCUGCUGGGAGGGUGCUCGAUUGACGCCCAUGGUACACCCCUGACGGACGAGGCCCUGAAUGCUGCCAAAUCCGCCCACGCUGUCCUCCUCGGCGCAAUCGGCGGUCCCAAGUAUGGCGUGGGCAAGGUCCGCCCUGAGCAGGGUCUCCUCAAACUCCGCAAGGAGAUGGGCACCUUUGGCAAUCUACGACCUUGCUUCUUCGCCUCUCCCAGCCUCGCCUCGCGUUCGCCGCUCAAAGAAGAGGUCUGCCGGGGAACCGACUUCAUGAUCGUCCGCGAGUUGACCGGCGGUAUCUACUUCGGCGAGCGCGUCGAAGGGAAACCCGAGGACGGCGAGAACGAGUGGGCCGAGGACCGCGAACCGUACUCGAGAAAGGAGAUCGAGCGCAUCACGCGACUGGGAGCCUACCUCGCCCUGGCAAAGAACCCUCCCUCCAAGGUCUGGAGUCUCGACAAGGCCAAUGUCCUGGCCACAUCUCGCCUGUGGCGCCGGGUAUUUACAGAGACAAUGCAGAAGGAGUUCCCGCAGCUCGAAUUCGAACACCAACUCAUCGACUCGGCCGCCAUGAUCAUGGUGAAGAACCCCCGCGCCCUGAACGGCGUCAUCGUCACGUCGAACUUGUUCGGCGACAUCAUCUCUGACGAAGCCUCCGUCAUCCCCGGCAGCCUCGGCUUGCUCCCCAGCGCCAGUCUCAGCGGCAUUCCGGACGGGCAGGGACUGUGCAACGGCAUCUACGAGCCCAUCCAUGGCUCCGCGCCGGACAUCGCCGGAAAAGGCGUCAUCAACCCCGUCGCGGCCAUCCUGAGCGUCGCAAUGAUGUUGUUGUACAGUCUGAACAUGCCCCGGGAGAGCGUACUCGUGGAACAGGCCGUGAAGAUUGUCAUCGAGAAGGGCAUCGUCACCAAAGACAUUGGCGGAGAAAACACGACCGUCGAAGUCGGCGAUGCGGUGGCGAGAGAGCUGGAGAGCCUGUUCAAAGAUGUGUGA
Fonsecaea nubica is the source of this 1116-nucleotide messenger RNA. Its product is annotated as 3-isopropylmalate dehydrogenase A. Gene Ontology annotation, cellular component: cytosol. The coding region runs from base 1 to 1116 and encodes 371 amino acids. The record is from RefSeq and is a predicted model, not a curated record. Gene Ontology annotation, molecular function: magnesium ion binding; 3-isopropylmalate dehydrogenase activity; NAD binding. Gene Ontology annotation, biological process: L-leucine biosynthetic process. The transcript has 4 exons. Lineage: Eukaryota; Fungi; Ascomycota; Eurotiomycetes; Chaetothyriales; Herpotrichiellaceae.